Molecule: messenger RNA, 459 nt
Organism: Lodderomyces elongisporus
Lineage: Eukaryota; Fungi; Ascomycota; Pichiomycetes; Serinales; Debaryomycetaceae
Gene: TIF11
Product: Tif11p
Exons: 1
Coding region: 1-459 (152 amino acids)
Biological process (GO): translational initiation
Cellular component (GO): cytoplasm
Molecular function (GO): RNA binding; translation initiation factor activity
Source: RefSeq, a predicted model, not a curated record
AUGGGAAAAUCAGGUAAAGGAAAAGGAGGAAAGAAUAGAAGAAGAGGAAAGAACGAUAACAGCGGGCAGAAGAGAGAAUUAAUCUUGAAAGAAGAAGGACAAGAGUAUGCUCAAAUCACCAAAAUGUUGGGAAAUGGUAGAAUUGAAGUCCAAUGUUUCGAUGCCGUGAAAAGAAUGGGCCACAUUAGAGGUAAGAUGAGAAAGAAAGUUUGGAUGGGUCAAGGUGACAUUAUUUUGGUCAGUUUGAGAGAUUUCCAAGAUGAUCAAUGUGAUGUUGUCCACAAAUACAACUCCGAUGAGGCAAGAUCAUUGAAACAGCUAGGUGAAUUACCAGAGAAUGCCAAGAUUAACGAAACCGAUACAUUUGGUGCAGACGAUGAUGAAGAUGUCAAUUUCGAAUUCGGUGGAGCUGACGACAGUGAAUCUGAAGAUGAGGAGUUGGACAUUGAUGAUAUCUAA